Messenger RNA from Meyerozyma guilliermondii ATCC 6260, 1407 nucleotides. RefSeq names its product Zcf11p (gene ZCF11). The record is from RefSeq and is a predicted model, not a curated record. Gene Ontology annotation, biological process: regulation of DNA-templated transcription; cellular response to starvation. The transcript has a single exon. Gene Ontology annotation, cellular component: nucleus. Bases 1 to 1407 code for a protein of 468 amino acids. Gene Ontology annotation, molecular function: DNA-binding transcription factor activity, RNA polymerase II-specific; RNA polymerase II transcription regulatory region sequence-specific DNA binding; zinc ion binding. NCBI's taxonomy places the organism in Eukaryota, Fungi, Ascomycota, Pichiomycetes, Serinales, Debaryomycetaceae.
AUGAGCGCUCCCGCCGAGGCGGGACAGAGACCAGUAAGUACCCCGGUUUUUCGCUUCAAACUCAACAAAGUUAGUGCUUAUGGAGCGUUGAACUCCCUCAUCGUUUUUCGUAUAAUUUUCCUCUUAAAAAAUCCGCUCUUUUUAAUGUUUACUAACAAACAGAAACGAAAAAAAACCAUUAGAGCUUGCACACAUUGUCACCGAGCCCAUUUACUCUGCGACGAAAACCGUCCUUGUGCCCGAUGUGUCCAGAAAGGACUCCAGGCAACAUGCCAAGAUGCUCCUAGAAAACGUAAAAAGUAUCUCUUGGAUGUCCCUCCAGAUUCCAUGCAAAAGCAAAGGUACCAGUCACCAGAAAUCAAACCAGAAUAUCCCAUGAAUACACUUCUCCCACUCCCAGGGCAACAAAUACAACGGAAAUCAAAUUUUCUUUCAUCGGCGGCCGAUAUGGAAUACUCUACCUUGUCGAACAUUCUUCUGGAAAACGUCCAUCCUUUCCCCAACCCAUCCACUUCCAACGAAGGUACCCCCAACAGCAUCACCCUCUCGCCUGCUUUAUCCCCUGGAACAGGCGGUCGCACCUCCACAACAUAUACUGCUCCUACAGACAUUGCUUGUGACAAUGCUCUUAAUCAAUAUGUAUUAGGACCAACAACCACUGGAAUCCUGCUAUACCCCGACGUGGUUAUGGCGAUCGAAACACUCAAAAAUACCCAUCCUUCUGUGAUUCACGAGCGAAAUACUCGGCUGACAGUGUCUUAUGCCAUGGGCUUCAUGCCAGAUGGAAACCCGCACGUUUCGUUGCCCGGAGGAGACUAUGCUCUGGUUUAUGCUGAACCAGAGGAUAUAUACGCCAAGGUGCGCAAACCAUACUCGUACACGCCAGGAUACCAUGCGUUGAUAGCGUAUUUGCGGUCGCGAUUCCCCAAGCAGAUGUUGGUCAAGAUGGCCGAAUCGAUGGCUGCGUACAGACCGUCGUUCAUAGCAUGUACCAAUGCGCUCAAAGAGGAUGACUUGAUCUUUAUGGAACAGUGUUUCCAGAGAACAUUGCUCACAUAUGACAAUUUUAUCAAGCUCAGCGGAACUCCUACCAUAGUGUGGAGACGGACCGGCGAAAUAGCUUAUGUUGGUGACGAAUUUUGUGUUUUGACAGGAUGGCCCAAAGCCGAACUUAUCACCCAGAAAAAACGACUAAUUGUUGAGCUUUUGGACGACAAGUCAGUGGUGGAGUAUUUUGAACUCUUUCUGAAAAUUGCAUUUGGAGAUUUUCUCGGAGCCACCAUGACUGAGUGUACGCUUUUGACAUCCAAGCCCGACGUCAAGAUUCGAACCAGCUGCAUCUGGACCCUCAAAAGAGACGUUUUCGGCAUUCCAAUGAUGAUAAUUGGCAAUUUUUUGCCAAUAUAA